This is a messenger RNA of Etheostoma spectabile (orangethroat darter), 4359 nucleotides long. RefSeq names its product sex comb on midleg-like protein 4. Gene Ontology annotation, cellular component: nucleus. Gene Ontology annotation, molecular function: chromatin binding; histone binding. NCBI's taxonomy places the organism in Eukaryota, Metazoa, Chordata, Actinopteri, Perciformes, Percidae. The record is from RefSeq and is a predicted model, not a curated record. The transcript has 8 exons. Bases 294 to 1505 code for a protein of 403 amino acids. Gene Ontology annotation, biological process: negative regulation of DNA-templated transcription.
AGGGUGGAAGCUGUCAUCGUAAUGGUAAUUCAUAGCUGGGUAGCCAUGGAAGUCAAUUUCCCCCUCCCUCUGCCACUGCUGAAUGCAUUAGUCUAAUGAGAUGUCUGCAGCCUGUGUGCCGAGCAGCAGCAGCAGCAGUGUAUUAACCAAAAAGAGGACAAGGAAAAAGCUAGAGCAAGAUGGCUUUCCCUUCAUUGUUAGGAAUUUAGCUUUACAGUCACCUUUAGGCUCCUGGAACAUAAGACAAAAGGGCUUGGCUCUUGGGCUUUCACAAUAGAAGACAGCAGCUCCAAAUGAGUGUACCUUCAGCGACGGCACAGAAAUCAGACAGCAACAGUGACAUGCAAUCAGCUGCAGUAGCUCCCUCCUUCAUCCCCAGCCAGUCGGGGAAGAUACCGGGCAGGAAGAGAGGGAGACCCCCGCUCCGCAAUGUCGCCAAGAUGGAUUUUCCAAAUUGCUACCCUGAGUCGCUCCCUCCACUCAAAGUGCCAAAGAAGAGGGGGAGAAAGCCGGGCUUCAAGCUCAAACCCAGGAUGGUGAUGACACCGUUGGCUAUCUCUCCACCCAGCAGCACCCCUGAGCCCGAUAUGAGCUCCAUUCCUCAGGAUGCCGCCACCAUCCCCCACUCUGCCACGCCCCAGGUGCUUACAGUCUGUAUCUACAUCAACAAGCAGGCCAACACGGGCCCCAACCUGGACAGGAAGAAGAUCCAGCAGCUCCCUGAUCACUUCGGACCCGACAGGCCCUCUGUGGUGCUGCAGCAGGCCGUCCAAGGCUGCAUCGACAGCGCCUUCCUGCAGAAAACCGUGUUCACGCUCCUCACACAAGGCUACGGUGGAGAAAAAAUAUCAGCCACAUUCGAUGGGAAGCAGCACCUUCUCAGCCUCCCUGUAGUCAACAGUAUCGACUAUGUGCUCCGCUUUCUGAAGAAACUCUGCCGCAGCUUGCACUGUGAAAACCUCUUCAGUGAUCAGCCCAUUACCCAGCACAGUGGUGGCUCCUACCAGUCAGACGCUGAAACGUCUAUGGCCGAGGACUACCAGUCCGAUGGCAAACGCUACUCCGUGGACCCCGGCGAUUCUGCUUUCAGCUCCAUAAGCUCGUCCUACUCGCCAAAGACCUCGUACGGGUUUCGUUCGACGCAGCAGUUCUCCAACGGCUCGGCCUCCAUGAGCAUGUGCAGGCAGUCGUCCACCAGCCCAAACACGUUCCCAGAGAGCAACAGGACAGGAGGUUAUAAUGCAUCUCCAGAGUCCCAGGAGGCCAAGGCUCCACCAAAUAAAGACCCAUCCACCUGGUCUGUGGAAGAUGUUGUCUGGUUCAUCAGGGAUGCAGACCCCCACGCUCUCGGCCCCCAUGCAGACGUCUUUAGGAAACAUGAGAUUGAUGGAAACGCUUUGUUACUCCUAAAAAGCGACAUGAUCAUGAAGUACCUUGGACUGAAGCUGGGGCCGGCCUUGAAGCUUUGCUACCACAUCGACAAACUAAAGCAGACUAAGUUCUGAAUACCUUCUACGAUAUAUUUCCCCCUCCUUGAAUCCAACAAUACAUUUGAGAAGGGACUCCAGGUCGGUAAGCCAAUAGGAAGAGGGUAGGACCCUUGAGGCACUCAAUUCAAUUCAAUUUUAUUUAUAGUACCAAAACAUAACAAAAGUUAUCUCGAGACACUUUACAGAUAGAGUAAGUCUAGACCACACUCUAUCAUUUAAAAAAGCCCAAAAAAUUCUAGUAAUUCCCCCAAGAGCAAGCAGUGUGACAGUGGUGAGGAAAAAGAAGAGGAAACCUCAGACCGACCCAGGCUCUUGGUAAGCGGUGUCUGAGGGUCCCGGUUGGGGGGGUGUACAGUGGCAAUAAUAGUCACAAUAAAGAUAAUGGAACAGUGACUACAAAUGGUAAUCAUAGUAGUUCAUGUCAUAGCAGGGCGUGACAGGGUGUAGCGUGGCAUAGCAGAGCAUAGGUGGACGUAGCGGGAUGUAGCACGGUUCAGCAGGAGGCAGCAGGACAUCGCAGAGCGUAGCAUAGUGUAGUCGGGGGUGCAGCAUAACCACGGCGACAGCAUAAGGUGCAUCACUUCCUUUUUCUGCCGUAAAAGUAUAAAAGCCAAUGGGUUGCUACUUUUACGUUAAUUUAACUACUUAAAGCUCAGAAAGCGAUGGUAUUUGUGACUUCUAAAAUAUACUAUAAGUGAACUAAUAAUUUAAAAAAAUGCUGCACAAAAAGUGACUUGUUUAAGAAUUACUGCGCAGAUAUGACUUUAUUUUCAGUUAUAUUCAAAGACCUUUGUAACCAACACAUGCGUUUAAAAAUUAGCCAGGUGAGAAAAGUAGGAGCAGUGUAAGGUCCAACUUAAUGCUGGCAUUACAGGGUUAACAUAAAUGUUAGCUUCUCCAGCCUGCACGUUAUGUAACGUCAAACACGUUAUAUUUUCAGGAUAUAUAUAUGUUAAAGUAUUUAUGUCCAGGCUAACACACUAUAAAAAGAGAAUUUAAUGGAUUUUUUUUUACCUUACCUUAUCACCAAAAACUAAAUUUUUGGGCCAUUUGGGAGCAGAGGAAACAAGUUGUGAACUCCCCAUUUCACUUUUUUUUAUUGAUAUUGCAAACUUGAUUAACAAUAGUUGCUAAUUUACACAUCCAACAAGUAAACAGCAACAUUAUCACUGAUUUGGAGUCAUGCUUUAGGCCACCUCAUGAAUGUAAGCCUAAUAUCAACGCUCUUUGUUUUAGUUUUGGUCUCCACUAACUCCCGAGGGAAAUAUCUAGCUCUUUAGCUGCUAAAUGCCCCACUAUGUUCACCAGCUAGUCUCUAACUGUGCCUGUCUACUGUUUGGUGCUGAGCAUGUAGUGUACAGUGGGCUUUUACAACAAACAGGUGCCUGGUGAGAGUAAACACAAAGAAUAAAGGUAUGGCCAGACCUGCGCCUCCCUGUAAAGCAAAGAGAAGCUGCUGAUUCAGGUGAUAUUUCUCGGCUGAUCGCUACGAAGGAACCCUUUCACAUAAUCACACUGUUUUUACGUUCUCAUUGAUUAUAAGAUGAAUUCUAGUCCCUUAAAAGUAUGUAGCAGAAAAAUUCGGAAUAUUCAAAAAUGGUUAGAUGGGGGGGGGGGGGCUGAAGGAAGUGCCACAUCUGUGUCACAUACCUGAAGCCUUACUCUUUUCCCAUUGGUUCGCGGACAUGCCAGACGUGAGGUCCACAGUUGUACCCUCUUGGUACAUUUUGCUAAAGAUUUCCAUGAUGUCAUGUAGUGAUAAUAACAAAUUCACCCCCCUCUUUCUCUCUCUUCUCUUACUUACUCUACUUUUGGCACAUAUUUUGAACUGAAAACUGUCAGAGUGUGGAAUGCAUCCUUCAUACACAUCUGUUUAAGAAGGCCAAGUAAGAUAAAGGUUUUGUCUCACAAACCUUCAUGAGCAGCACAUCUGUCUGCUGCAUGCAGAUUUCUUUAUAUAUGCUAUACAUUCAUCAUCUGACAAGAAAUGUAUAACAGAAAACACUUAAUAUACCUUAAGAAACUCUCAGUUUGUCAAAUCUCACUAUAGGAUCUCAUGUUUACCAAGCUGAAAUCAUAUCUAUAACUGAGAAAUGGUGCAUUACGGCAAACGGUACAUUUCUUUUUGAUUGACAGAUUUAGAAAAUCAUUUUGAUACUAUUUUUUCACAUUACUAAAGUUAUGUUCCCAUUGGAUUUGUCACUUUUUUAUUAUAAUUUUAAUAUAAAAAAACUAUAACCCAACAUAAAAAGACAGUAGCUCUCUUGUUAAUAUAUAUAUAUAUAUAUAUAUAUAUAUAUAUAUAUAUAUAUAUAUAUAUAUAUAUAUAUAUAAAGAAGAAUGAGAGCAUUGUGAACGUGAUAUAUUUAUGUUUCAAUAUGCAAGAUUGUUACAUGCCAGUUAUCUCUAUAGGCUCUUUAUGUAUACUCAUGAGAAGGUUUUUUUAAAUUCAUGUGUUUCUAUGUUUUUAUUAAGCAUCAGUGUUAAUAUGGAAGCUGUCAAAACACACUAAAUGUUACACUGAGAAAACCUAAAUGGCCAUGUAAAUGGGUAUAUAAUAUAGUAUUGCUUUUGUAUACCACUUUUGGUGUACAGUAUGCAUCCUUUUUUAAUCAAUUAACCUUUGUAAGUGAAUGCUGCUGUAAAGAUAUUACAUGUAAGCCAUGCCUAGUGAGAUCAAGCUAAGGUGUUUUAUUUUGAAAAUCACUAUGACUAAGAGUUUUAGAGAACGCUGAGUGGAUCAGUACUCUAUGCUGGUGCUAAAAGUUAUCUAUGUAUUUAACUACUUGCUUUUGUGUUUGUGAGAUGUAAAGGAAAUCUUAUGUGUAUACCGUACUGUAUGUGAGCAUUAAAUUAAGAAAUCAAGUAA